GUGAACUCGAGCCUCGAGUUGACAGCAGUUCUAGGAAGAAGCUAAAGCAAACCUUUGCCUCACGAUGGCAUUUUGGAUAUUUGUGACGAUCGCGUGUAGCCUGUUCGGAGGACUGCAAGCCCAGACGAAUUACUGCACCACCAGCUAUUGCAUGGCUGGAAAGACGAAUGUCGGGUGCAAUCCUCCAGGCACCCCAGGAGGAGUCGGCUGCACGGGCAAGAGUCCAGCAGUGAUCAACCUGAACAGCACGUACCAGAACACGAUCCUGCUAGAACACAACAAACGCCGGUCACAGUUCGCUCUGGGUCAGCUUAAGCCAUUCUUGCCGGCUAAGCGCAUGCCAACACUCCAAUGGGACACCGAACUGGCCAAACAGGCCGGGAACAACGCACGUAACUGCACCUUCAAACAUGACCAGUGCCGCAACACAGCCGUAUACGCGUCGGCCGGUCAGAACCUUGCCAUGUCGCAGUUCUACGGCAUGACGAAGACGAUCGACGCCUUGAUCAAGGAGGGCAUUACGGGAUGGUGGAAUGAGUACAACUACACCACGCAGGCGGAUCUUGACAAGUACCCCAGCGCCCACACAGGACCCGCCAUUGGACACUUCACACAGAUGGUCAGCGACCAGUCGAAUCGGAUUGGUUGCGCCAUGCAGUACUGGCUCGAUGGUGGCAAGUGGCAGACGUACUACCUGGUGUGCGACUACGCAGUGACAAACAUCAUCGACCGAGCGGUAUACAAGAACGGCACCGUCGCUUCCGGUUGUACUACUGGUCGCAAUCCGGAUCCGGCACUCAAUGGUCUGUGCUCGACGGCGGAAACGGUCAAACCGGUACCGAACUCUGUGUAGAAAGGAUACACGAAAGCUAAUAAAGUGUUACUUCUUUUAAUGAA
Messenger RNA from Anopheles nili, 897 nucleotides. RefSeq names its product antigen 5 like allergen Cul n 1-like. Bases 65 to 853 code for a protein of 262 amino acids. The transcript is spliced from 3 exons. NCBI's taxonomy places the organism in Eukaryota, Metazoa, Arthropoda, Insecta, Diptera, Culicidae. The record is from RefSeq and is a predicted model, not a curated record.